UAUGGGGCAUAAAAUUUGAUCUUUCAGCGGUACCAGAAUAUAGUGUAGUGCCAAAAUGCGUUUCGCAAUACGUAACUACUAAUACACUUGUAGUAGUAACAAUGAAGGUUGGGGUUGGGUAUAAUCAAAAAAUAGAUGUCGAGGUAACCGAUAAUAGCGAUGCGAUGAAUAAAUAUGGUCAUAAACGGGAUAUUACUGAAGAAACUCGUUUGGCUUUUACGACACAUGCCAAUGCGGAUGUAUCAGUUUGCUUUACAAAUACAUUGGAUGAAGGAUUUCAAGCCAAUCCGCAAUUUCAUCGUACAAUUGAUCUGGACAUAGACAUAGGAGCGGAAGCCAUAGAUCCUAAUCAAUUCGAAAAAUUGAAACCUAUGGAAGCUGAACUUCGAAAAUUGGAACAAGUGGUGCAAGAAAUUGUAGACGAAAUGGAAUAUCUACGGAAACGAGAGGCUAGAAUGAGAGAUACAAAUG
This is a messenger RNA of Racocetra persica, 471 nucleotides long. The record is from the annotation of a GenBank genome assembly. Lineage: Eukaryota; Fungi; Glomeromycota; Glomeromycetes; Diversisporales; Gigasporaceae.